Molecule: messenger RNA, 2425 nt
Organism: Galleria mellonella (greater wax moth)
Lineage: Eukaryota; Metazoa; Arthropoda; Insecta; Lepidoptera; Pyralidae
Product: heat shock protein 68-like
Exons: 1
Coding region: 167-2218 (683 amino acids)
Biological process (GO): cellular response to unfolded protein; protein refolding
Cellular component (GO): cytoplasm
Molecular function (GO): heat shock protein binding; misfolded protein binding; ATP binding
Source: RefSeq, a predicted model, not a curated record
UAUCUCCGCUAUAACUGUCAGUUUAUUUGUAAACAAAUACGAGUUUUGAUCUCAGCGUAGAGUGAAACUAUUUACGUACUAAGUUACAAAGAGUUUAAAUGAAUUUAGCCAAGUUUUAUAAAGUAUUCAAUAUUUUGCAACUGUGAAAGUUAAUCAAUCAUAAAACAUGCCAGCUAUAGGAAUCGAUCUUGGAACAACGUACUCGUGCGUUGGCGUUUGGCAGCACGGGAAUGUGGAAAUAAUCGCCAAUGACCAAGGUAAUAGAACUACACCAUCGUAUGUUGCAUUCACCGACACUGAGCGUUUGAUUGGAGAUGCGGCAAAAAACCAAGUUGCGCUUAAUCCUAACAAUACAGUUUUCGACGCGAAACGCCUUAUCGGAAGAAAAUUUGACGAUGCCAAGAUUCAGCAGGACAUGAAACACUGGCCCUUCAGAGUGAUCAAUGACUGUGGUAAGCCAAAGAUCCAAGUAGAAUUCAAAGGAACGACGAAGAGGUUCGCACCAGAGGAAAUCAGCAGUAUGGUCUUAACUAAGAUGAAGGAAACCGCAGAAGCGUACCUCGGUUCGACAGUGCGCGACGCGGUGAUUACGGUACCGGCGUAUUUCAACGACUCUCAACGCCAGGCUACAAAAGAUGCGGGUGCCAUCGCGGGGUUGAACGUGUUACGCAUCAUCAAUGAGCCCACCGCGGCUGCGCUCGCUUACGGGCUCGACAAGAACUUGAAGGGCGAACGCAACGUUCUCAUAUUCGACUUGGGCGGUGGCACGUUCGAUGUAUCCAUUCUCACAAUCGACGAGGGUUCUCUGUUCGAGGUAAAGGCGACAGCAGGUGACACGCACCUCGGCGGUGAAGACUUCGAUAACAGGCUAGUGAACCAUCUUGCGGAGGAGUUCAAGCGCAAGUACAAGAAGGAUUUACGUAGUAACCCGCGCGCACUACGCCGCCUACGUACCGCUGCCGAGCGCGCCAAGCGCACCUUAUCAUCCAGUACCGAAGCUACAAUCGAGAUCGACGCCUUGUACGAGGGAAUCGAUUACUACACGCGAGUGUCGCGCGCUCGUUUCGAGGAGUUAUGCUCGGAUCUAUUCCGCGGUACCCUUGACCCGGUAGAAAAGGCGCUUCGGGACGCUAAAUUGGAUAAAAGCCAUAUUCACGACGUUGUGCUCGUCGGCGGUUCAACACGUAUACCAAAGAUUCAAAGCCUGCUGCAAGACCUAUUCUGCGGCAAAAAAUUGAAUUUAUCCAUCAAUCCAGACGAGGCGGUGGCAUAUGGCGCGGCGGUGCAGGCCGCUAUUUUGAGUGGCUCCACCGACACGCGCAUACAGGAUGUGCUGCUAGUGGACGUGGCCCCUCUCUCGCUCGGCAUCGAGACGGCUGGUGGCGUGAUGACUAAAAUUAUAGAACGAAACUCAAAAAUUCCUUGCAAACAGUCGCAAACAUUCACCACAUACUCGGAUAAUCAGCCAGCAGUCACUAUCCAGGUGUACGAGGGUGAGCGCGCAAUGACGAAGGACAACAACCUUUUGGGUACAUUCGACCUUACUGGCAUCCCGCCGGCACCACGCGGCGUGCCUAAAAUAGACGUGACCUUCGACAUGGACGCGAAUGGUAUACUAAACGUGUCCGCCAAGGAAAACAGUACCGGCCGCAGCAAAAACAUUGUGAUUAAGAAUGAUAAAGGCCGUUUGUCGCAAGCCGAAAUUGAUCGGAUGCUGGCGGACGCAGAACGAUACAAGGAGGAGGACGAUAGGCAGCGACAGCGUGUGGCGGCGCGCAACCAGUUGGAGUCGUAUUUGUUCAGCGUUAAACAGGCGGUGGACGAGGCUGGCGACAAGUUGAGCGAACAGGAGAAGGAUAGCGUGCGUCGCGAAUGUGAAGAAACACUGCGCUGGCUCGACAACAACUCGCUGGCGGACAAGGAUGAGUACGAACACAGACUGAAGGAAGUGCAACGUGUCUGUUCUCCAAUCAUGACUAAGAUGCACGGUGGUGGUGCUGGAGGAAUGCCUAGCGGUAUGCCAGGAGGAAUGCCUAGUGGUAUGCCAGGAGGAAUGACUGGUGGCAUGCCAGGAGGAAUGCCUAGUGGUAUGCCAGGAGGAAUGCCUAGCGGUAUGCCAGGAGGAAUGCCUGGAGGCAUGCCAGGAGGAAUGCCUCGCUAUGGCUAUCAGCAACCUAGAGAGCAGUACAGUGGUCCCACUAUUGAGGAAGUUGACUAAAUUUUAUUACCUAAUCUUAAUUUAUUCUAAAUAAUAUUCAAUUGAGAUCUCAUCUUGUGAAGACUGAUAUUAAAUAUUUUAGUAUUUAAGUGACUUCCUCUCUAGCUUCUCUAGUUCUCUAUUAUAAUUUAACAUUAUUGUAUGUAAUUAAGAAAUAAGUUGUACCUAAAUUGUUGGGUUAUAAAAUAAAGUGCAUUAUAUUUAAAA